AUGGCACGCGCUGUGUGGACAAACCUUCUUUCGGACGACUCUAUCCAGAGGUCGUCGCAAACCCUAUCGGUCCUUGCGCGCAAUGCGUAUCUGUACGGCGGGGAGCUGCGACCCCGUGAGCCAGUGGACUCGGCUGUGUAUCGCAUCACCCUCGACAACGAACAACCCUCGGACAUCAAACUAUCCACGAUUACCAGCACGUCCGGGAGCCCGCAACCUAGAGUAGGCUCUGCAUCGACCACGAUCGAUGGCAAGAUCUACAUCUUCUCGGGUCGUGGAGGCACUGCCAUGGCUCCGAUCGAGGAAGCCGGUUCAUUCUGGAUAUUCGAUCCUAAUACCAGCACCUGGCAACAGGUGAAGCCCGCAGACCCCCAGUCUACAUACCCAGCCGGACGCAGUUACCACACCCUCACGAACAACGGCAGAGACACUAUCUUUCUCCACGCCGGCUGCCCCGAAAAGGGUCGGCUUUCUGAUUUGUGGGCGUUCAACAUAUCCACUCGUCAAUGGCGAGAAUUAGCCCCCGCCCCCAAGCCAGAACGAGGCGGUACAUCCAUUGCCUAUGCGGAGGGCAAGCUGUUCCGGAUGAAUGGCUUUGAUGGAAAAACAGAACAAGGCGGUGCAUUGGACGUGUAUGACCCGGAGAACAACACAUGGAGCACCAUCGCGUAUCCGGCCGAUGGUGUUUCUGGGCCAGGUGCACGUAGUGUGAGUUGCUUGCUCUCGCUUAAGGUUGCCGGGAAGCCGAGCCUUGUUACUGCGUUCGGUGAACGUGAUCCUAGCAGCCUGGGACACCAGGGAGCAGGUAAAAUGCUUUCCGACGUGUGGCUUUUUGAUAUUCAGUCUGGAAAGUGGACGGAAGUCCAGGCCGAUGGCGGAAAUGCCCCCGAGGCUCGAGGAUGGUUCGAUGCCGAUGUGAUUGCAAAUGCUUCAGGGGAUAGUAUUGUUGUCCACGGUGGACUGGCUGAGUCGAAUGAGCGGCUUGGGGAUAUAUGGAGACUUGACUUUUGA
Molecule: messenger RNA, 1011 nt
Organism: Aspergillus oryzae RIB40
Lineage: Eukaryota; Fungi; Ascomycota; Eurotiomycetes; Eurotiales; Aspergillaceae
Product: Kelch repeat protein
Exons: 2
Coding region: 1-1011 (336 amino acids)
Molecular function (GO): protein binding
Source: RefSeq, a predicted model, not a curated record